Messenger RNA from Hemicordylus capensis (graceful crag lizard), 3085 nucleotides. RefSeq names its product G protein-coupled receptor 89B (gene GPR89B). The transcript is spliced from 16 exons. Gene Ontology annotation, cellular component: Golgi cisterna membrane. The coding region runs from base 96 to 1556 and encodes 486 amino acids. Gene Ontology annotation, molecular function: voltage-gated monoatomic anion channel activity. Gene Ontology annotation, biological process: intracellular pH reduction. Lineage: Eukaryota; Metazoa; Chordata; Lepidosauria; Squamata; Cordylidae. The record is from RefSeq and is a predicted model, not a curated record.
UGAGCCUCCUUUGAGUGGCAGCUGCGAGGCUCGCCGAUUGACGGAGAUAGCGGGGGAGAGAAAGGAGGGAGAAAGCGCCCCCUCCGCGCCUCACCAUGAGUUUCCUGAUCGACUCCAGCAUCAUGGUCAUCUCUCAGGUGCUUUUCUUUGGAUUCGGAUGGCUGUUCUUCAUGCGGCAGCUCUUCAAAGACUAUGAGGUGCGACAGUAUGUUGUACAGGUUGUCUUCUCUGUCACUUUUGCUUUUUCCUGCACCAUGUUUGAACUCAUCAUUUUUGAAAUUCUAGGAGUCUUAAACAGCAGCUCCCGGUAUUUUCACUGGAAAUUGAACCUGUGUGUGAUUUUGCUUGUCUUGGUGUUCAUGGUGCCAUUUUACAUUGGCUACUUCAUUGUGAGCAACAUCCGAUUGUUGCACAGACACAGACUGCUUUUUGCCUGUGUUGUUUGGUUAACAUUCAUGUAUUUCUUCUGGAAACUGGGAGAUCCAUUUCCUAUCCUCAGUCCAAAACAUGGAAUUCUUUCCAUAGAACAGCUCAUCAGUCGGGUGGGAGUGAUUGGGGUGACUUUAAUGGCUCUGCUUUCUGGAUUUGGUGCAGUCAAUUGUCCAUACACUUAUAUGUCUUAUUUUCUCAGGAAUGUUACAGAUGCAGAUAUUUUAGCUUUGGAACGUCGUCUCCUCCAAACCAUGGACAUGAUAAUCAGCAAGAAGAAAAGGAUAGCGAUGGUUCACAGAAACAUGUUCCAGAGAGGGGAAGUAAACAACAAGCCCACUGGUUUCUGGGGGAUGAUAAAAAGUGUUACAACAUCUUCAUCAGGCAGUGAAAAUCUGACACUUAUCCAGCAGGAGGUGGAUGCCUUGGAGGAGCUGAGUCGGCAGCUUUUCUUGGAAACAGCUGACCUGCAUGCUACCAAGGAGAGAAUAGAAUACUCCAAAACAUUCCAAGGGAAAUACUUUAACUUUCUUGGCUACUUUUUCUCCAUCUAUUGUGUUUGGAAAAUUUUUAUGGCAACAAUCAAUAUCGUAUUUGACCGGGUUGGGAAGACUGAUCCAGUUACGAGAGGAAUUGAGAUCACUGUGAAUUAUUUGGGCAUCCAGUUUGAUGUAAAAUUCUGGUCCCAGCACAUUUCCUUUAUCCUGGUUGGCAUAAUUAUUGUCACUUCUAUCAGGGGUUUAUUGAUAACACUCACAAAGUUUUUCUAUGCUAUUUCAAGCAGCAAGUCUUCCAAUGUGAUUGUUCUGUUGCUGGCACAGAUCAUGGGGAUGUAUUUUGUAUCUUCGGUGCUUUUGAUUCGGAUGAGUAUGCCUCUCGAGUAUCGCACUAUCAUUACUGAAGUUCUUGGAGAACUGCAGUUUAACUUCUACCAUCGCUGGUUUGAUGUUAUAUUCCUCGUUCCAUAUACAAACUCAAAGUUGCUAGACUUGCCCACACAUCUGGAAACCCACAGAGGAUGGGGGAAAUCUGCUGAGGUGGGGGAGAGAGUGAUCUGGAUUGAUAUCUUCCUUAAAUGCCCUGAUCCAGCUAAAGUUGCAGCCUUGGGCAGAAUGGCAGGAUAUUAGUGUCUUAAAUCAAUCAACCAACACACAAUGGUGACUAAAGCCCACUUGAACCAAUGGAAGAAGUCUGAUGUGUGUACCUUAAGUCCCAGUGCUUUUGAUGGAACUUAGUCGCAUGUGCUAUAUAUAUUGUGUCAGUACAACAGCUCUGUAAGGUAGACCUGUAUCAUCAUCUCUAUACUACAUUCAGGCCUGAGUCUGCAAGAUGGUGGCUUGCCUAAGGUCACCUACUAAAUUCAUGGUUAAGCUGGAAUUUGAACAAAGGGCUCCCUAAGCCACAGUCCAUGGCCACAUUGGGACGUAAUGUGAAGUCAGAGUUAAAUGGGGCAGAGGUUGGAACUCCAUUACAUCUGCAUUCAUGCAACCAUGGUUUCGAGCUAAAAGCAACCUGUGGUUUGCCUCGCCAAACUCCAGUUUGAACCUUUGGUUUGCAGUAGGUUUUGCUGCUGGAACCUGAGGUUUGGCCGCUGCAGCGUUACAUCCGAACACGGACACUGCCAUAACCAGUUUGGUUCAGCUCUUAGAACCGCAGUAAUAGAGACGGUGGCCCAGACCUGCCCAGGAGGCGGAAGCUCUAUGCAAAUCACAGCUCUCGAUGGCCACCUCUCAGCCAAUGCACAACACCCUCACCAAGCUCUUUUCUCUUUCCUAUUCUGCCUGGCAACAGUGAUGCAGCCAGACAAUUUAAAAAGACACAACCAUUUAGGGUUUUACCAGCUUUUUGACACUCUCAAGGGGAACUGGGUGCCCCCUUGGAUGUAGGGGGAGAAAGAUGGGGAUGGUGGAAAGUGGGGAGGCAAUCCCAUCCAUGGCUGCACAUGUCUUGCUGUUCCAGGUUUACAGGUGGCCAUCUGUGCAUAAACACAGGAGCACACAACACAGCACUACACAGCAGCAGUGCCAGGGGCGUAGCAAGGUUGGAGUGGGCCCAGAGACGAGAUUUUAAAAUGCCCCCCCCCAAAGUCCAGGGCCUCCUCACACCCCAGGCCCCCAAGGAUUUAAGUCUAAUAUUUCAAAAUAAGUAUGCUGCCUAGAAAUACAUUUCACUGAACAAACACACACACACUUCACAAUAUAUAGUGAUAUACAUUGAGUACUAUAUAUUUGUGCUACUUUUAAUGCCUAGAACACACUAGAAACACUAAUUAUUAAAAUGGGACCCUCGCUGCAGAUUAGCAAAGGAGACUUGCAACCAUGCAGUGUGAGCCUAUGUAUGUUUUCUCAGAAUUUUGAACAAAUUCAGUAAAGUUUGAUUGCAGGAGGUUUUUCACAGGAGGCUUUUAAAGCCCUUUAAGACACAUCUCCUCUGGAAUGGAGGUGCUGCAUUCACAUGUUGGCCAGAUUUACCCUGAAGUCCCUGCAAGUUAUUGGGGAGCAGUUCACACACAAGAAAAAUAAAAUAAAAUAAAAGCACCACACAUGCUUCACAGAUCUCACUCAGACCUUCUGGGUUGCAAAACAACUUGAGCAUAAGUGCAUUUAUAAAUGAAUGAAUGAAUGAAUGAAUAAAUAUAAUAUUGUUUGUUCCAGAA